AAAAAGUAAAUUCCUGCCACCCUGGAAAAUACAGCUAUUGGUAUCGCCCAGCUACUUGAAAUCAAAAUGGCGCUGCCCUUGUGAGAAAAACUGUCCGUGGUAAUAUUUCCAAUUUUAAGCAACGAGGACUCAAGAAAUUGCACACAGAAUUGCAGAAAAGGUUAUCAGCCACAGCUAUAUAUACCAUGGCUGGUUUGUCCAAUUAUGCCAGAAGGAUGGCGAGGCUCAGUGCCCAGAUCUUUGGAGAAGUCACACGAAACACUGAUAAAAAGUCCAUGAGGGUUGUGAAGAUGUUCAGUGAAAAACCCAUCUGGCUGAAAAGGGAAAUUGUUGACUACUAUCCAAACCAUGACAUUCUGGUCAAGAUGAUGGCUGACCUUCGGAAAAUAGGACUGUACAGAGAUGAACAUCAGGAUUUCAAAGAGGAGAUGAGAAGACUUCGAGCACUUAGAGGAAAGGUUAAACCUAAGAAAGGGGAAGGCAAAAGAGCUUCAAAAAGAAAAUGAUCUCAACAUAUUGUACUUGUGAUAGCUUUGGAUAAGUGAUAAUUCAAUACCUUUUGAACUACAUGUAUAUACAGUACUUGUAUUGUGCUGCAAGGACAAGCACAAGACAUUGGGAAUCAUCAUCCGUGUAUUGUUUGUAUUUGUUGUUAACUAGCUGAUCAUUCAGGAAGGAGAUUAAACUCUUAUUGCG
Branchiostoma floridae (Florida lancelet) is the source of this 696-nucleotide messenger RNA. RefSeq names its product 28S ribosomal protein S33, mitochondrial-like. Gene Ontology annotation, cellular component: mitochondrion. The transcript has 4 exons. NCBI's taxonomy places the organism in Eukaryota, Metazoa, Chordata, Leptocardii, Amphioxiformes, Branchiostomatidae. The record is from RefSeq and is a predicted model, not a curated record. Bases 186 to 506 code for a protein of 106 amino acids.